Messenger RNA from Pongo pygmaeus (Bornean orangutan), 9071 nucleotides. Its product is annotated as taste receptor type 2 member 50-like. Gene Ontology annotation, biological process: sensory perception of taste; detection of chemical stimulus involved in sensory perception of bitter taste; G protein-coupled receptor signaling pathway. NCBI's taxonomy places the organism in Eukaryota, Metazoa, Chordata, Mammalia, Primates, Hominidae. The record is from RefSeq and is a predicted model, not a curated record. Gene Ontology annotation, cellular component: membrane. Gene Ontology annotation, molecular function: G protein-coupled receptor activity; bitter taste receptor activity.
AUGAUAACUUUUCUACACAUUAUUGUUUCAAUUCUUGUAGUGGUCCUAUUUGUUAUUGGAAAUUUUGCCAGUGGGUUCACAGAACUGGUGAAUUUUAUUGGCUGGACCAAGAGACAAAAGAUCCCCUCAGCUGAUCAAAUUCUCACUGCUCUGUCAGUCUCCAGAGUUGGUUUGCUCUGGAUAGUAUUGUUACAUUGGUAUUCAAUAGUGUUGAAUCCAACUUCAUAUAGUUUGGAAUUAAGAAUUACUGUUUACAAUGUCCAGACAGUCACCAAUCAUUUCAGCAUCUGGCUUGCCAGUAGCCUCAGCAUAUUUUAUUUGCUCACGAUUGCCAAUUUCUCCAACCUUAUGUUUCUUCCUAAAAAGAGACUUAACAGUGUCAUUCCAGUGAUAGUGCUGGGGCCUUUGCUAUUGCUGGUUUGUCAUCUUGUGAUGGUAAACAUGGAUAUGAAUGUGUGGAUAAAAGAAUAUGAAGGAAACGUCACUUGGAAGAUCAAAUCGAGAAACACAAUAUACCUUUCAAACUUGACUGCAUCCAUGCUGGCAAACUUAAUACCUUUUACUAUAUCCCUGAUAUAUUUUCCGCUGUUAAUCUGUUCUCUGAGUAAAUAUCUCAAGAAGAUGCAGCUCCAUGGCAAAGGAGCUCAAGAUCCCAGCACCAAGGUCCACAUAAAAGCUUUGCAAACUGUGUUUGCAAAGCUUUUAUGUGCAGUUUCCUCUCUGUUCCUAAUCAUUUCGGUUUGGAAUCCUAGGAGGCUGCCCAAUGAACCUGUCGUCAUGCUCUGCCAUGCUAUUGGAAUCAUAUAUCCUUCAUUCCACUCAUUCAUCCUAAUUUGGAGAAGCAAGAAGCUAAAACAGUAAUUUCCUUUUUUUAAUUGUAUUAUUAUUAUUUUUUUAUUUUUUUGGUCAGAUUAAGUGCUGAGUGAAAGAAUGGAAACUCUCAACUUUCUAGAUUCACCUGUGGGAAAUCCUGUGUUUUCUAGGAGAAAACAAACUGAUGGUGUCUGGAACAUUUUAUACUUUCUACUCAUUUUUCCAUAGAGUAUGUGUUUGAGUAAUUUCCAAAAGACCUAGAAAAGUCUUUUACCAAAGUUAGCAUAAAAGUUAUGUAUGUAUGUGUGUGUAUAUGUAUAUAAAACACUUAAGAGACAGGCACAAUAACAUCAUGUUAAUCAAUUUUUUUCCAAACUGCCAAAUUACACAAAAUAUGGUAAUAAGUUUCUCAGAAUUAUGAAAUCAUGUGUAUUUCACAUAUAUAUUUCAUGUCAUCAUGUUUUAUUUGAAAAAUUUAUGAUCUCUAUUUAUAAUUUUUAAGAACUGACAGCUUAUCUCAGGAAAUCAUUGUUCCUUUCCAUUGUGAUUUGUAUCAUACAUAUGUACCACAGUGUGCUUCAAUAUCAUUGUUUGAACAUCCAAUUUUUGGAUAAUAAGGACAUUCGAUUCUAAAUCAAUAAUGAGGUUUUAUCUUUGGGGUAGUUUUUAUUCCAUCAUGUAUUAAAAUUUUAUGUUUAGUUUAAGGUGAACAGAAUUAUUGUUAGAAAAUGAUUCACACCAUAAAAUUCAAGGGUGACAAAUAUAUUUAGAAUACAUUUUGUGUAUGUCUAAUAUAAACAGCACUGAGGAAAAUUAGAUUAGAUGUAAGUAUGUGAAGAGUUGAGAAAAAAUCAUUUAUAUAAUAAGGAUGAAGAAAGAAACAUAAUUAUGACUUCUUCAAUGCUGUCGUAAGUCUCAAUAUGCAGUUAAAUAUGUCAUUUAUUCCAGUUUUUAAAUUAAAAAAACCUUUUUUGAAGUUGAAACCUGAUGUUGAAUAUUUCAGUUUUUAUUCUAAACCACUUCAGAGCCUCUGACUUGCCAAUUAUCUCCUUUAUCUUCCACAUUUAAAAUUAUUUUUAAACUUUACGUAAAAGAACUCAAAUCUUCCCCAUCUUAGAAAAUCUUCAAUGUAAAAAUGGUAUAGAAAUUAUGGAACAUAAUGAAAGGAAAUUUUCUGCAAAUGUUAAGAUGACAUCUAUGAAAUCUACGUAUUGAUUAUAGAAAAUGUCUUAAAUAUGUAUUUUAUUAUAGUCUUGUAGGUGAUGAAAUGAGAGAAAGUGUAUUGACACAUUCAGUGAUAGCAACUUCAAUUAUAGGAAGGAAAUGUGUAACCUUGUUCAACAAAUAAAUUCCACACAACUGUAUUAAUUCUUGGUGCUAUGAAAUAAUUACAAUGUUAUCUAAACUUUGAGAUAAAUCGUCUCUACAUGUGAUUUAGUUACUUGUUUAUCACACAUUUUUCCUGGUUCAAAAACACCAGAGAUCAUACAGAUCUUGCUUACUGUUGACUCCCCGGACCUAAAAGACAGCACAUAGAGUAAGUGCUCAAAACUGAUAUUUUGAUGAACAAAUAAAUUGGUGAAUACAUGCAUAAAUUAGAUAUAUUGUGAUGGUGAACCAAUGAAAAUGACAGUCAUCACAAAAUCUAUAGUAGCAUGAAUUUUCCUGUUCUGCUUUCAGGUUAUGAUUACAGGCUUAUCCAAGAAGAAGCAUUUCUUAGACCAAAAGUGUGGCUAUUCCACAAUUCUAGAUGAAAUAUCACUACAAUAUAGACUUGAUGAAGCUAUAUCAGAUGUGUGAUGUGGAGACAAGGUAGAACAUGAAAAUCAGAUGGCACCUAUUACAGUACUUUUUAAAAAGCAUAUUAAAGAUUUUUGUAUAUAUGCAUAUAUUUUUAUUGUGAAUGAUAUGUUUGUAUUACGAUAUUUUCUAGCUGGUUAUUGUAUAAACAGUAAUGAUGUUUGAUUUUAGAAAAUUCAAUUACCAAACACCUUACUACAAUGUUAUUUGCAUAUAGUUUUAUUAUCCUUUCUAAAUGAAUACUUUAAUUGCCAUAUUAUAAACUCACAAAAAUGUGAAUGAAUUAUAAUUGUAGAACUGAAUAAAUAUCUUAGCCUCAGGUUUCUAGAACUAGAGCCAAUGUCUGAUAUUAAAGUGAUGAUACUUAUUUGGAAGGUAAGUCCAGGACAGCAGCGGCAAGGACAUGUGGAAAUUGAGGCAAGAGCAGAUGUGAAACAAUGUGUGGUGACGUAUGAUAUGACACUGAUGGCCUCUACUUCACAGUGAGGUGAGAGAGACAGCAUGGGGGUCAUCAGAUGCAUGCACUUGGCUCCCAGCACUUUUCCAGAAGUGCUGCAAGGGGAAACUACAGCCAGCAUUAGUCCAUGGAAGAGAAAGCGUAGGGAGAAUGUAUCUGCUCAGCUGUCAUCUGUCUUUUAUUUUCCCUUGGUCAAGGUUUCCCUAAGGCAAAACUACCAUCUCUCCUAUUCUGCCUUCCAUCAUCCAGUCCCUAGCUGGUGGUUCUGAAAGUCAGACCUCAUGCCCACAGUGUGGUGAUCCAUUCAAGUCCCAAAUGGAAGGAUGAUCUGGGUAAGGCAAGGUGCUGACCAGGGGAAUGGGAGAUGGUUCACUUUCACUCCUUAUGCCACUCAGAUGUGCUCAUGCACUCCAAUCAUGGCAGGCUUUAUAAUCAUAUGACACGCACAGUUGCACAAAGUCUUAUGCUUAGAGGGGCUUGUACUUACAGGGACUCUAUGCUUGGAUUAAUAUUCUGCACCUGCUGUUUUGUUUUAGAGACAGAGGGCACACCUCUGCUGAAGAGGGGAUAGUCUUACUCUAAUUCUCUAGGAGUUUGCUCUCCUCUCUUCUAUGGGCUUAACAGAGAUAGGUACCGAGUCUUAUCAUGCCCUCUAGUAGCUUUGAAUUCUGCUGGAUCAUCUGGCACAAGGGGCAGAGCAGCUUGGGCCAGAGCCUGUAUCUGUUGUAGAGCCCUCUUUUGUUCUGGGUUCCACUUGAGACCAGUAGCCCUUAAGGAAAUUCUGUUAGUACAUCAGAGCAAUAUCCUCAAAUGUAGUAUAUGUUGCCUCCCAAAUCCAAAUAGGCCCCCAAAACACUGUCCCUCUUCUUUAGUGAUAAGAAGUAUAUAUAGGGAAACAUGCCAUAUACUUUAAAAAUGAUGUCUUGAUAUGUGGACCAGGACCACUGAACCCCUAAAAACAUCACCUGUUUUAGGUUCCUGAAUCUGCUGAGGUUUAUCUCUCUUCUUCUGGUAUUUUAUUUCUGUUUAUUGUUACAGUAUUUUACUAUAUUUAAGGAAUACUUUCUGCUUAUGGGUACUACUUAAUGUAAUAUAAUUAAUAUAUUGAACUAGCAUGAUGUUUUGCAAAAUAUCAAUUAAACUAAAAGUAGAUAUGACAUAGUCCUGAUAUAAAACAGUGAAGCAGUGGUAUUUUUCUUACUGUAUUUACCGGAAGCUAUGCUUUGCUCAGUUAAUGUCCCACACCCUGGAGAGCAUUUGCAAGUGCAAUCUAAGUUUGUGAUAAUCUGCAUUCGUGGUAUAAUUUAUCUGGUGUUUGCAGAGACCAGAUGGGUUAGCUCAAUAGGGAUAUCAAUGGGACUGCCACCCCCGACCCCCAUAACUUUCAAGUUUGUUGCGGUGUCAGUGAUCAAUUCUACUUCUUGAAAAAUGCAGUUAUUAUUUUUUCAUUAUGGUCUUGCCAGGAGUGAUGAGUUUCAGAGGCUUCUGCUUGUUACUCCUUACAAUAAUGACCCUAAGUAUACAGGUCAGGAAACAAUGUGAGAGUUCUGCCAGAUAGGUGAUAAUGACAAGCCCAUUAUGUCCACCUUGGGAUGGUCAUGAGCCAAAGCUCUAGGUACCAUCUGACCUUCAAAAACUCACACUCCAUCCCAUGGACCACAGUCUUUUUAGGUACCCAGAUAUUAGUGUUAAUUCAGGCCCCACACCUAAAACUCUCAGAUACUAUGUAUAUGUGGUGUCGUUUCCUCUGGGUACUGUUAUCUGGGAAAUGGCUACAGGUGUUUGACUAAGCAUCAUAGGAAUACAUCUUGGAUAUUCUUGAUAUUCUUUUUAGGUACCCAGUGGUGAAUUCUCAGCAUCCUUUCUCAAGGGAACUUAAGCUUCCCUUCCAAUUACUGAACUCUGGUUCUCUGAAUUGGCUCAGUCCUGAGAACUGGCUGAGGGACUUUGACUUGGUGAUUUUCCAUUUCAAAGGCUGACUUCAGGAAUCAGCUUUCCAGCUCUGUUUUUCUCUUGUUUUAUAAGUAUUUAUGAAAGUAUGAAGCCUCUUCAACUGUUGGCUUAUAAACCCAUUCCAGUGUGGCUGUUGCUGUCAGCACUUCAUUGAAUCUGACAUUUGCAAGCUCACUAGUGAGUCUGUGUUGCCAAUUAUUAGUCUUCAUGUUGCAUACCCUAUCAGCAGCAUUGAACAUAGUUUAUUUGCAUCCCAGGAUGCAGCACUCUCCUGGUUUUAUCCCUGUUCACUGGGCACCACUUUUCAGUCUGUCUUUGUUAGUCCUUUCUCUUCUCCCUAAACUGACAAUAUCAGACUGCCUGAGGGUUCAAUUGUUUAAUCUCUAACCAAUUAUGUUUUUUUUCUUGGUGAUCUCAUACAGUCUUCUUACUGAUAAUCUAGCCAAAUCAUUCAAUAGAGAGGAAUAAGGCUGAUUACUCAUAUAUGUAUGUGUAUAUAUAUAAAUAUAUAUAUAUAUAUUUAAAUUUUUUAUUUAAUUUUAAGUUCUGGGAUACAUGUUCAGAAGGUGCAGGUUUGUUACAUAGGUAUACAUGUGACAUGGUCAUUCGCUGCACCUAUCAACCUAUCCACUACGUAUUAAGCCCGCAUGCUUUAGCUACUUAUCCUGAUGUUCUCCCCCUACCACCGACAGGUCCCAGUGUAUGUUGUUCCCCUCUCUGCGUCCAGGAGUUCUCAUUGUUCAGCUCCCACUUAUGAGUGAGAGCAUGCAGUCUUUGGUUUUCUGUUCCUGUGUUAGUUUGCUGAGGAUGAUGGUUUCCAGCUUCAUCCAUGUCCCUGCAAAGGACAUGAUCUUAUUCCUUUUUAUGGCUGCAUAGUAUUUCAUGGUGUAUAUGUACCACAUUUUCUUUAUCCAGUCUAUCAUUGAUGGGCACUUGGGUUAAUUCCAUGUCUUUGCUAUUGUGAAUAGUGUUGUAAUAAGCAUACACGUGCAUGUAUCUUUAUAACAGAAUGAUUUAUAUUUCUUUGGGUAUAUACACAGUAAUGAGUUUGAUGGGUCAGAUUGUAUUUCUGGUGCUAGAUCCUUGGGGAAUCCCCAUGUUGUCUUCCAUAAUGGUAGAACUAAUUUACAUUCCCACCAACAGUGUAAAAGCAUUCCUAUUUCUUCACAGUCUCGCCAGCAUCUGUUGUAUUUUGACUUUUUAAUACUUGCCAUUCUGACUGGUGUGAGAUGAUAUCUCAUUGUAUGCCAUUCACAUUGGUGAUUAUAUGUAUAUUUUUAUUCAUAUAUAUAUAUUUACAUAUAUCACAUUAUGUAAACUUUUUUUUUUCUUGAGUAGUCAAAGUUACAUUUAAAAAGGAAUACUACCGGUUGGGCGCAGUGGCUUAUACCUGUAAUCCCAGUACUUUGGGAGGCUGGGGCGGGUGGAUCACGAGGUCAGAAGAUCGAGACCAUCCUGGCUAACACAGUGAAACCCUGUCUCUACUAAAAAUACAAAAAAUUAGCCGGGCAUGGUGGCAGGUGUCUGUAGUUCCAGCCACUCGGGAGGCUGAGGCAGGAGAAUGGCGUGAACCUGGGAGGCAGAGCUUGCAGUGAGCAGAGAUCGCACCACUGCACUCCAGCCUGGGCGACAGAGCAGGACUCCGUCUCAAAAAAAAAAAAAAAAAAAAGAAUACUACCAAAAAGCUAGGGAGACUAAGGAAGUUUCAAUAGUUUUACUUUAAUUUUUGCUAAAUGAGAGUUACAGGGACCUGGCUUCUAAAAUUUAAAAGCAAUAUAGGCCAGGAAAGAUAAGGGAGGAUAUGAGGAGAGGCUGAUUAAGGGGUACAAAUGUAAAGUUUAAUAAAAGACAUAAGACCUAGUGUUUGGUAGAUCUGUAGGGUGACUACAGUUUACAGUAAUGUAUUUAAAAAUAGCUGGAAGAGAAUGAUUCAAAUGUUUCUAAUAUAAAGGAGAAAGAAAUGUUUAAGAAAAAGGAUACCCGAAUUACACAGAUUUGAUAUUUAUGAAUUCUACGAAUAUAUAAGUUUGGUGCAAAAGUAAUUGCAGUUUUUGCAAUUUAAAAGUAAUAAAUUAUCACAUGCACUCCCAAAAUAAAUUUAAAAAUACAUAAAAAAUAAAGUGAGAAGAAAAAUCAGCAAUAUAGGUGUUGAUUGAUGCAUGGGGAAUUUUCAUUAUGGACAUAAUAAUCUCAGUAGAGAAAUAUAUAGACAGGAUGAUGGUUGUUCAACCGAGUUUCUCCUCUGCAUUUGAUACAGUUAGUACAUAAAUUUGGAUGCAUAAAAAAGUUAAAAUGAAACACACUAGUCUGUUCUGUAUACACCUAAAUGUAACUUUAACACUGAAAUGGAUUAAGACACUGCUCUUUUCUGAGGAACUGACUUGUUAUUCUAAUUUCUGGAUGUAGUGUGUGGGAAUUAUUAUUUUUGCCGCUGUUUUUCUGAAAAAGAUUGUGUUUCCCUAAGAGCUGUUGUUCCAAUGAAAACCUAGUGUUCUCAGCCCAGCAUGAAUGAUGCAAGUGCUGAGGGCCUUUGGGUGAGACCCUCUGGGAUUAUUGUAGCUCUCACUGGAGACUUGAGCUCUGCUCUCUUUUCAAAGUAUCCAUGAAGUCUCAACGGAACCCACCACACAACCCCCACCCACCAUGGUAGUUUGUCUUUCUCUUUGUCUUCUUUCCCAACCUCGUCUUUAUUGCCUGGAUAUAGCGAGGCCAGGGUAACCUUCUUGUCUCUACAUGGAUAGUACGUUUGUACUUCUAGCCUUGGGAUUUUUCCUUAAUAUUUGUCCAUGCUAGCUGAGUUUGCCUUUUCAAUAGCUCUCUUGACUAAAUGUACGGUAAUUUCCAAGAUAUUUGGUUUUAUUUUAUUUUAUUUUUGCUUAGCAUUGCUUCAGGGGACUGAAGGUGACGGAUCAGUUCUUCAUAGUGGAACACCUUGCAACUUUCUCUGCCAUCUUUGACGUUUAUGAGGCAUAUUUUUCUACUUUCUUUGGUAGCUGUUGCUGAAUUUGUUUCAUUGGUGCUUUGCUCACUUUACUUACUUUUUUAGCUAUUGAAGAAGAAUGACUGUAUCAUACUGCUGAUUUCCCCAUCUUGGCUAGACAGUAUGUCAUCCUUUAUCUACAUUGGUCCCUGUAGUGAGGAUCAUGGAGCAGACAUUGCUGGGAGAGUGAGUAUAUGUGAAAAAAAUGUGAAGGUAUUUGGUGCUGAUGAAGCAAUGUGCUCUACUGGGCAGGGGAGAGGCACAGAAUAAGGAUUCUUGCUAUGUGGAUGGACUCAUUCAAACACAGUGACUGCUUUAUGAGACAACAGAUAGACUUCCACCUCUUCUCACAUGUACAGAAAAACUAUUUCCAAAGUCUCCAGAAUAUUUACGUUUAAUACUAUUUAAUAUAAACUCGCAAGUCUUUUUAAAUGUGUUUAAAACUAUCACAGUACUAAACAUGAACUAGAUGCAUAAUAAAUGCUGAAAGUAAAAAGCCUGAAUUGUUAAAGUGAAAAGAGAAAAAGUUUUAGAUCCCAAAUAAAUGUAUGUGUUUGUGUGUGUGUGUGUGUGUGUGCGCGCGCGCACAUGCGCGCACAUGUUUGGUGUGCAUGUACUUGUAAAAAGUAAAAUAAUUAGAAAAGUAUUAUUCUUGGUACCCAGCAUUCUAGGAAUAAUAUCUUCCACAAGAUUAUUAGAAAACUCUGCUACUUUGUAGGAGGAGCUUUGGAUAACUAUGAAUAAGUCCCUUUACAGACUUAACUUUAAAAAACCAUCUGAUUUUUCUUUAUUUUCUUUAUUUUUAUUGUAAAUUGACAUAUUUUACUUGCAUACAUUUAUGAGGUAUCAAAUGUUAUUAUGAUUUAUGAAUACUAUGUGGAAUAAUUAAAUGAAACUAAUUAACUUAUCAAAUGAUAAUAUAUUAACAUAACAAAUGACUGGUAACAAAUUUUUUUUAUGGUGAGAACAUUUGAAAGUUACUUUUUCAGCAAUUUUUUAAUGUACAAUACACUAUUAUUAACCAUACUCACAAUGCUGUUCAAUAGAUCUCAAAAAAGCAAAACAAAA